Messenger RNA from Pecten maximus, 1674 nucleotides. Its product is annotated as gamma-aminobutyric acid receptor subunit beta-3-like. Lineage: Eukaryota; Metazoa; Mollusca; Bivalvia; Pectinida; Pectinidae. Gene Ontology annotation, molecular function: extracellular ligand-gated monoatomic ion channel activity; neurotransmitter receptor activity; transmembrane signaling receptor activity. The record is from RefSeq and is a predicted model, not a curated record. Gene Ontology annotation, cellular component: neuron projection; membrane; synapse. Gene Ontology annotation, biological process: chemical synaptic transmission; nervous system process; signal transduction. The transcript is spliced from 9 exons. The coding region runs from base 113 to 1378 and encodes 421 amino acids.
AAGACACUUCCGGUCGACGUCGUCUGCUAAGGGGGAUCAUUUUUUUGACUGUUUUGUUGCAUGUUUAUCUGGAUCUAGGCUGAUGUCCUACUCAUUGCACUGUUAGAGUAAAAUGAGCCAAAGAAAUGGGGCAGAAAAGGAUGCACCAGCCCAGAAAGAGGGGUAUCUGGCCCAGGUUUUCAGACAACUUAUCCAUACCCUGGAAAGGAAUAAUGUUGUGAUGGAACAGGUUUUAGAGCAGCUGGGACAUGGAAGCAGAAAGGUCCAAAAGUCAGGAAGCUGUAUGUCCAUAGCCAGUUCUAAUAAGGCAGUACUGGAUAUCAGACGAGAGGAAAAGGUGACAGUGGAGUUAAAAUUAGCAUUUAUGAAAGUAACAGACAUAGACACCGUAAAUCAGCAGUUUGGAGCAGAUAUCUUCAUACAGGCAAAGUGGGAAGAACCUUUGUUGGAUAAAACUCAUGUCAAGGAGUUUGACCCAAUGGUGAUGUGGACUCCAAAACUCAUCAUCAUGAAUGUUGAUGGGGAGUUCUCUUUCAGUAGGAACACAUACAGCGUCCACUAUGACAUGCCUCACUAUCAGCAUGCACUGGUCAUACAGCUCUGGAGGUUUAGAGGAUUCUUCAAGGAAAAUCUGGAGCUAGAACACUUCCCUGUCGAUGUCCAGGACCUGACAAUAUCAGUGUCGGCAGAGCGAUCCGGAGAGCAAGUAGAUUUGAUAGAGGAUCAAUUUGCCCUCAGCUCCAUCAACACGAAAACCUUCCUGGAUUCAGCAGAGUGGAACGUGUACAAACACGUGGAGACCUACCGGGACAAAACCACCAUUGAGUACGCCAGUUCCACCGUUCAUCCUAUACUUCACGUCCAGUGUCGCGUGGCCCGGAAGGUCGGCUAUUUUGUGUGGAACAUCAUUUUCAUUGUUCUGCUGAUUGCCAGUUUGACCUUUACAACUUUUGCCAUAGAACCUGAUUCAGCUGAUCGACUGGCCGUCACGAUCACUCUCUUCCUGACAGCGGUGGCCUUCAAGUUUGUGGUGAAGCAGAGUCUACCCACCAUAUCGUACCUCACAAAUCUUGAUUUGUAUGUGUUGAGUGCCCAGAUGUUUCUCACCCUCCACGCUGCACAGAAUGCGUGUAUUAAGGCUCUGACCAGAUUCAGCACUUCUGACCAAGUGGAUAUGUACGAUACCUACUCCAUGAUCUCCCUGUGUGUUAUCUUUGGCAUGUUCCAUAUUAUCUUCGGUGUCUAUUUGUACCUUACGGCAACCAAGAGAAGACGACGCAUGAAGGAAAAGGAUGGAUUAUAUAAGGAGAAGAGACUUUACUUGGAAAAAAUUGAGGAACUCAUUGAAGGAGAUGUCAGAGAGAAAUUUGGGAAAUAAAAUUGCCAAUGAUGUUGGCUGGGAUAUAUAGAUAAGCUAUCUGUCAGUUCAUUAAUGUCCAGACCUCUUAAAAGCAUAUGAACAUCGUGAUAACCUUGAAUCACAGCAAAUUACAGCACUUAAUUACAUUACAUGAAUUUUACGGUAACGAAUUACAUCAUAUACUGUAUAUCACUUGUGUAUUUAAUAUUAGGCUAAAUUUCAAUAUUACCUUCGUUAAUUGUUGAAAUCUGGUUACAAUUUUAUUUAUAAUUGUUGAAAUAUGUUUUCCAAGAAUAAAUUGAUUUUUUUAGCCA